Messenger RNA from Oryza brachyantha (malo sina), 1819 nucleotides. RefSeq names its product violaxanthin de-epoxidase, chloroplastic. The record is from RefSeq and is a predicted model, not a curated record. Gene Ontology annotation, biological process: xanthophyll cycle. The transcript has 6 exons. Bases 97 to 1452 code for a protein of 451 amino acids. NCBI's taxonomy places the organism in Eukaryota, Viridiplantae, Streptophyta, Magnoliopsida, Poales, Poaceae. Gene Ontology annotation, molecular function: violaxanthin de-epoxidase activity.
CAAGCCAAGCCAUCGCGGCGCGCGUUAUCCAUCUCCGCGCCGCCCAAUCGCCGCCGCCGCCGCCGCCGCCGCAGCCCAGGUGAGGUCGGGGAGGAGAUGAUGUCGCGGCAGUGCGGGAAUGGCGCGUUGCUAGCGGAGGGAGCAGGCACUGUCCAUGGUCGCAAGAGCCGAGGUGCGGCGGCGGCGGCCAAGAGGAACCAUGGCGCUGUCAGGUUCCACCGGUGCUGCGUGAGGGCUCACCUCUGGAGGAGGGCUCGUCACCUCCCUCUUCACGCCAAGAUCCCUGCUUGUUCCGAGAACAAGGUGCACACAGUGCUGCAAGUUUUCAGCGGCGUCAAGGAGUGGAGCAGGUUGCAGCUGUUCACCAUGACAGGGCUGGUGGCAUGUGCAGUUCUUGUAGUCCCUUCUGCUGAUGCCGUUGAUGCUCUCAAGACAUGCACCUGCCUGCUCAAGGAAUGCAGAAUAGAGCUGGCCAAAUGCAUAGCAAACCCGUCCUGUGCAGCAAAUGUAGCAUGCUUAAAUACAUGCAACAAUCGCCCUGAUGAGACUGAAUGCCAGAUCAAAUGUGGGGAUCUGUUUGAGAACACCGUGGUUGACGAAUUCAAUGAGUGUGCCGUUUCACGCAAGAAAUGUGUCCCAAGAAAGUCUGAUGUUGGAGAAUUCCCAGUCCCUGAUCCAUCGGCCCUUGUCAAGACCUUCAAUAUGGCUGAUUUUAAUGGCAAGUGGUACAUUUCAAGUGGACUCAAUCCUACUUUCGACUCAUUUGAUUGCCAGCUUCACGAGUUUCAUGUUGAGGGAGACAAACUUCUCGCAAAUUUGACUUGGAGAAUUCGCACCCCCGACUCUGGUUUCUUCACCAGGUCGGCCAUGCAGCGGUUUGUGCAGGACCCUGCACAACCCGCAAUCCUCUAUAACCAUGACAAUGAGUUCCUGCACUAUCAAGAUGAUUGGUACAUCAUCUCAUCCAAAGUAGAGAACAAGGAAGACGACUACAUCUUCGUGUACUACCGCGGCAGGAAUGAUGCAUGGGAUGGAUAUGGAGGUGCUGUUCUGUACACCAGGAGCAAAGUUGUGCCUGAAACAAUAGUGCCUGAGCUAGAAAGAGCGGCGAAAAGCAUAGGGCGUGACUUCUCCACAUUCAUCAGGACUGACAACACCUGUGGUCCUGAGCCUCCUCUCGUGGAGAGAAUAGAAAAGACCGUCGAGCAAGGAGAGAAGACCAUCAUCAGGGAAGUGGAGGAGAUCGAGGGAGAGGUCAAGGAGCUGGAGGAGGAGGAGGUUACAUUGUUUAGGAGGCUGACAGAUGGUUUCAUGGAGGUGAAGCAGGACAUCAUGAACUUCUUGCAGGGGUUGAGCAAGGAGGAAAUGGAGCUUUUGGAUCAGAUGAACAUGGAAGCAACUGAGGUUGAGAAGGUCUUCAGCCGUGCCCUGCCAAUAAGGAAACUAAGGUAGCCCCUAGAAGCCACUCCAGCAAGUGCAAGGAGGAUUUGGAGAACAGUUUCCCAUCAAGUAAUGCUCAAAGUAUAUUAUUAUAUUCACCAAGGCAAUGCCAAUAGUAACAGAUUAUUCAACAGAGAACAAAAAGUUUUGAGUCUGCUAAUGCAUCCCCAUUAUUACAAAAACAUUCCCAGAUUAGAUUUAUAUGUAAAGCAUCAACAAUCAUGUAACUUCCAUUCAGAAAAAAAAAGUAUAUAGUGAACUUAGUACAACUGCUGCAAUCUUAUUUAUCAGGAUAGUUUGAGUUCUGCUAUUUUCCUUCUACUUUAUGGCAAUUUACUAUAUGUCAAAUGCAAAUAACACUGAAUGUAAUUUCAUAAUU